Molecule: messenger RNA, 564 nt
Organism: Symbiodinium sp. CCMP2592
Lineage: Eukaryota; Dinophyceae; Suessiales; Symbiodiniaceae
Source: the annotation of a GenBank genome assembly
AUGGCCAUGGCCUUUGCAACUUUUUGCGUGUUCUGCUUCUUGAGUGCUGGUGCCUUCGGCGAAGACGUCGCCGUCGCAGCCAUGUCGGAAGACUGUGACGAGGAGUGCAGCCUGGUGCUGCACCAGCUGCGAGGCAUGAAGGUGAGCAGCUUUGAGGCGUCACUGGGCGUCUCUGACGACCCUGACGGUGAUGAUGAUGGCGACCUUUCUGAGACGCUGGAGCUGGGGCUCUUUCGCGGCAGCUGCCGAAACCCUGCCGACAUGACGGUCUGGAGGGGUGGAGGAAAGAAGAGCUUUAAUGCCGCCCUCAAUCACUGUGGCCGCUCCUGUAAGUUCGUCGGACCUUGGUAUGCCGGCUUCCCAUGCACGAAGGAUUGCAUGCAGAAGCGCGGCUACAGCGACCACUGUGCUUCUUGCAUGGCCGAGUUGGUAGGCUGCAAACGGGACCACUGCCUGAACCCUUGCUUCACCGACGACGAAAAUCCUUCGUGCGUAGAUUGUGUGAAAUCCAACUGCCGACACAAGAUGAGAGUGUGCAGCGGCCUUAAUACGGGAAGCCGCUGA